AAAAAAAGCCAGGCGUUGUGGCGGGCACCUGUAGUCCCAGUUACACAGGAGGCUGAGGCAAGAGAAUUGCCUAAGCCCAAGAGCUGGAGGUUGCUGUGAGCUGUGUGACACCACAGCACUCUACCAAGGGCGAUAAAGUGAGACUCCGUCUCUACAAAACAACAAACAAACAAAUAAAUUCCAAUCUGGCUGGGCAUGGUGGCUCACUCUGGGAGGCUGAUGGGAAUUGCUUGAGUUCAGGAGUUCGAGACCCCGUCUCUACCAAAAAUAGAAAAGCUGAGGCAAGAGGAUUGCUUGAGCCCAAGAGUUGGAGGUUGCUGUGAGCUAUGAUGCCACAGCACUAUACUUGGGGUGACAGCUUGAGACUCCAUGUCUCAAAAAUAAAUAAAUAGAUAAAUAAAUAAAUAAAUGCAUUCAGAUCUGUAGCAGCCAAUAGACUUCAACAAGAUUUGUAAGCUCUGUUCCGGGAAAUGAACACCUCUUUUCCUAACCCCUUACAUCACAAUCCGGCUGGGGUUCGGGCACAGAGCUCUUGCUAUGGAGGUUCUUAGGAUUUCACCUCGGCCCCUGGGGCUGCGGGAGCGCCCCUCGUGGCGCGCGCGCGCGUCCACGCGUCGGAAGCGCCUUCUCCCCUCGUGCCUCGGUUCAAACGACCAGGUGGGUCGAGAGCGGAAGGGAGGGAGCGAAGGUAGGAGUCCGGCCUGGCUCUCUGGCCUCCCUCCCACCCCCAAGCCGCCCAGCCCCAUGGUCCCCGCCGCCGGCGCGCUGCUCUGGGCCCUGCUGCUGAGUCUGGGGCUGUGGGCGGCGGGGGCCCACGGGCAGACUCAGAGUCCAACCGAGAUACAGCGGGUCACUUUCCGCUUUGGGGGCCCCCUGACCCGCACCUACAAGAGCACCAUCGUCGGGACACGUCUUCCCCGGAGGACAAGGAUAACUCUGGAGGAUGAGAAUGACGCCCUGGCCAACGCCGACCGCCUGGCAGGCCCAGCCGCUGCUGAGCUCUUGGCCUCCACGUUGUCUACAGGCGACAGACGGUCUGGAUUGACCCGGGAGGAUGGGUCUUUGGAAGAGGGGGUUGUGAUUAGUGCCAGAAAGUAUGACAAUGCCCUAGAGGCUCUCACUGCCAGUCCCCAGACAGCGGGGGGUUCCAGCACGACAUUUAUAGCCAAUAGCCAGGAGCCUGAAAUUAGGAUGACUUCAAGACUGCGUCCCCUUACCUCGAGGUCUAGUGAGGACCCAGUGAGCUCAGAGCCCACCCUGAGCAAGUGGACGACAGCCGGGGCCACCCCAAGUCGGUGGCCAUCACCCUCUCCCACAGCCAUGCCACCUCCCGAGGAUCUGCAUCUGGUGUUGAUGCCCUGGGGCCCGUGGCACUGUCACUGCAAGUCAGGCACUAUGAGCCGGACUAGGGCUGGGAAGCUGGAAGGCCUUUCUGGGCGCCUUCGAGUUGGGGCGCUGAGCCAACUCCGGACAGAGCAUAGACCUUGCACCUACCAUCAAUGUCCCUGCAACCGACAACUGGAGGAGUGUCCCCUGGACGCAGAUCUCUGUGCUGAUGGCAACUGUGCCUCUCGGACCACCGCUUCUAACACUUUCUCCAGCAUCCACCUUAGACGCAGACCCAGCCGACCACCCCCCAGCCCCAGCCCUAGCCCUGCACUGGCUUUUUGGAAAAGGGUCAGGAUUGGCCUGGAGGAUAUUUGGAAUAGCCUCUCUUCAGUGUUCGCAGAGAUGCAACCAAUAGACAGAAACCGGAGGUAAUGGCCACUUCAUCCACAAGAGGAGGUGUCAGCAUCUCAACCUCUCUUACCCUUUCAAUUCCAGCACUCACUAGAUAUUUUUAGUACAGAAAAACAAAACUGGAAAAUACA
Messenger RNA from Nycticebus coucang (slow loris), 1871 nucleotides. RefSeq names its product chromosome 5 C1orf56 homolog (gene C5H1orf56). Gene Ontology annotation, biological process: regulation of cell population proliferation. Bases 538 to 1761 code for a protein of 407 amino acids. The transcript has 2 exons. The record is from RefSeq and is a predicted model, not a curated record. NCBI's taxonomy places the organism in Eukaryota, Metazoa, Chordata, Mammalia, Primates, Lorisidae.